Molecule: messenger RNA, 1650 nt
Organism: Amyelois transitella
Lineage: Eukaryota; Metazoa; Arthropoda; Insecta; Lepidoptera; Pyralidae
Product: pre-mRNA-splicing factor RBM22-like
Exons: 7
Coding region: 176-1405 (409 amino acids)
Cellular component (GO): U2-type catalytic step 1 spliceosome; Prp19 complex; U2-type catalytic step 2 spliceosome
Molecular function (GO): metal ion binding; pre-mRNA binding; U6 snRNA binding
Source: RefSeq, a predicted model, not a curated record
CGUUCACUUCACUGCGUUUGAGUCACGUCAGUCAGUCCACUGUCCACGAUCCACGUCAGUCAUUCGGCUUCAGUCAGUCGUCGUACUUACGUGGUGCCUACAUUGUUUAUUUGUUGAUCAUUUAAUAUUUUUCACCUUUAACUGUGGUGCUGAUAUUGGUGUUAUAUUAUCUGAGAUGGCAGUUUCGAAGACUACGAACACCUACAAUCGACAAAAUUGGGAAGAUUCUGACUUCCCGAUAUUAUGUCAGACGUGUUUGGGCGAUAACCCAUACGUACGAAUGACCAAGGAAAAACAUGGAAAGGAGUGUAAAAUAUGUGUACGUCCUUUCACUGUAUUCCGUUGGUGCCCUGGAUCCCGCAUGCGCUUCAAGAAAACGGAAAUCUGCCAGACCUGUUCCAAAUUGAAGAAUGUGUGCCAAACAUGCCUUUUGGACCUUGAAUAUGGGCUUCCGAUUCAAGUUAGAGACGCUGCUCUCAAAAUUCAAGAUGAUCUACCACGAAACGAAGUCAAUAAGGAGUAUUACAUACAGAAUCUGGACAGUCAGAUGUCAAAGUGUGACGCAAGUCAGCCAAGCAACUCUGCAUUGAAAUCGAAGGGUGCUUCGGAUCUGUUGUCACGUUUGGCUCGUACAGCUCCAUAUUAUAAGAGAAAUAGACCACAUGUUUGCUCUUUCUGGGUGAAAGGAGAAUGUCGUCGUGGAGAAGAAUGUCCAUAUCGCCACGAGAAGCCCACUGACCCUGAUGACCCAUUGGCCGACCAGAACAUCAAGGACAGAUAUUAUGGCGUAAAUGACCCUGUAGCCGAGAAGUUGAUGCGUCGAGCGGCUGCCAUGCCGGCACUACUUCCACCUGAAGACAACACGGUCACAACACUGUAUGUGGGCAACCUUCCGGACAACAUCAACGAAGAGGAACUGAGGGGCCAUUUCUAUCAAUAUGGAGAAAUCAGAUCCGUAACUCUGGUGUCUCGAGCUCAAUGUGCCUUCGUUCAAUACACAACGAGGAAUGCAGCGGAACAUGCAGCAGAGAAGACGUUCAACAGACUCGUGAUCGGAGAGAAGAGGCUUACCAUCAAGUGGGGAAAAUCGCAAGGUCGACAAGGUGCAAAUGAGCAUAAUGAUAUGGCUCCGAGGUUGGAGCCAGUGCCUGGGCUUCCUGGCACAUUGCCUCCACCGCCAGCAUUCUUGCAUUCAUUCCCACCUCAGAUGCAGCCACCUCCAAAUCGUACGAACGACUUUUUCAACCUUCACCAUUAUGGAGGCCCGGGUUGGCCGGCGUGGGUCGGACCGCCGAUGGGACCCGGCGCACCGCCCCCGGCGCCGGCGGGGCACCACUACCCCAGCCAGGACCCCAGCCGGCUUGGUGCCCACGCACACGCGAACGCGCUUCGAACACAGUGUUAAUUGUAAUUGUAAACUUUGCGAUCAUGUUUAAGAAUUGUUGAUUGUAGAUAAAAGCUGUUUGCAAAUAAGAAGUUGUACGAUAAUAAUCAAGUAGGAUUAGGCACAGGUCCAAAUAGGACCAGACUGUAAGAAAUGUUAAACACUUAGCAUGCGUGUGUAUAAAUAGGAAAAUAGAAUUAAUAAGGUAUAUUUUGUAAUGAUACAUUAGUAUCGUAUGUGAAUAAUAUACAAGUUUAACGUUUAAA